AGGGACGGUGUUGGAGACGGCACCGCUUCCGGCAGCAGGGCAGCGUGGACACCCGCGGUCAGAGGCGAAGAUAAACUCCUCUGGUAUCUUUGGUCAGAGCGACCCCACACGUGGCGCCUCCACACCCGAGACAACACCCUGGCUUUGAGGACAAGUGCCUGGCCUGUACACUAUGGCAAAGACUGAUCUGCAGGCGGACAGCGUGGUCACUACUGGAUCUGCCCAGGGUCACCAAAAGAAGAACAAGAAGAGGAAGAAGUUCUGGGCUAAGGAGAAAGGUGCGACCAAAAAGACGGAACCAAUAUUGCCUCCUGGAGAUGGUGCUGAAUAUUCCACCAACUGGAAGGCACUGCAGCAGCUGCUGAACCAGAAGACAGAAAACGAGCACAAAGUUCCAGACGGCAAAAACCAGACGAGGACCAAGGAGGAAAAGAAACAUUGUCAACAAGUCAAACCUGAGAAAGGGGCAGAAAAGAAGACCCAGCCACACUCUUCAACAAGUACAUCAGCGAGUGAAAACGGACUGAAGCUAGAUAAGAACGCACAACGUAGGGAAAAUAAGCGGGUUAGGAACGGCCAUGGCCUGGCAGAGGAAGGUUAUGGCCCUCAACAGAGAAAACGAAGAAAGGUGGAACCAGAAGUUGAGAAACCACCUGCGCCUGACAUCUGGUUUGAUGACGUGGACCCCGAUGAUAUCGAAGCCGCGAUGGGGCCAGAAGCGGCAAACGUUGCUCGGCGGCAGGAAGGUGCAGCGUCGGGAAAUCCAAACCCGACAGAACAAGGCUUAGAAAAGGCGCUGGUUAAGGAUGGAGCUUUUGAAGGACUGACCAAAGCUGUGGCGAUGGACUGCGAGAUGGUCGGUGUGGGGCCAGACAAAGUCGACAGUAUCCUGGCAAGGGUCUCCAUUGUCAACCAGUUUGGCAAAUGUGUUUAUGACAAAUAUGUGAAACCAACGGAGAAAGUGACCGAUUACAGGACCUGGGUGAGUGGCAUCCGGCCAGAGAACAUUAAGGACGGUGAAGCCUUCAAAGUGGUGCAGAAGGAGGUGGCAGACAUCUUGAAAGGCAGGACGUUAGUCGGCCACGCGAUACACAACGACCUCAAGAUCCUGCUUUUGGAUCAUCCGAAAAAGAGAAUUCGUGACACGCAGAAAUACAAACCAUUCAAGGCAGUUACCAAGUGUGGUCGACCUUCUCUCAAACAUCUAUGUCGAGAGAUCCUAAAGAUUAAAGUGCAAGAGUCUGAACAUUCUUCGGUGCAGGACGCGCAGGCAACAAUGAGACUGUACACGUUGGCACGAAAAGAGUGGGAAGCCGAGUUAAAGGCAAAGCACAAAGAGAAGAAAGAAGCCAUUAAAGAGAAAACUGAAGCUCAUGUGAAAGAGGAGGGGAGCACAAGAAAGUGACAGUGAGGGAGGGACCAGUGUCCCCCUAAUGCUUCUCAGAGGUCAAUCCAUGCCACCCUUGCACUGCAAUUUAAAUUUGACAGAGGAACACAUGUGGUUGUGUGGGGAAGGUCCUUGUGUGGCAACAGCGGUAUUUGUGAGAUCAAUGGAUAUUGCAGUAAAGAGCACGAUACACUAAGUGGAUGCAAACAGAAAGAGUAAGCAGCUGCUGCAAUCUCCCCAAAGUUGUUCAUGUGGCAACUCGAUGGUUUGGACCGAUACUGAAAUCUGUACAUUUUGCAGAUAUUCUGCAUCUAAUCCUAGGAAUUUUUAAGAAAUUUAAAUGUGUCAAGCUUUUACAUCGAGUGGCGCAAGUUGGUGACUGGGAGAACACAGAAGCUGCAUGAAAUAAGGCCCAGGGUGCUGGGUAGGGUAACAGCUGGUCAGGCAGCAUCUCUCGAGAACAUGAUAGGUAACGUUUCAGGUCGGGACCCUUCAGACUGAAGAGGGGAUCACAAACCAAAACAAUGCCCAUCCAUAUUGCCGAGAGAUGCUGCCUGACCUGCUGAGUUACUCCAGUACUUUGUACCUUUUCUUUGUAAACCAGCAUCUUCAGUUCCUUGUGCCUAGAAAAUCUGUGCACCCUGGUUUAGUUUCAUACAUUCUCAGAGCAGAGCUCCCCUCUAGAACAGGGAUCCCCCAUCUAUUUUGUCCCUUUUACUACUGGCAACUUUAAUAGCACAAUAGCAAUGUUAUUUCACGUAUUUAUGAACAACUAAUGAUGAACAGAUACCGGUAUACCAGAACCAAACACAGUCAGUCAAUGAGAACAAAUAUGUACAAAUCCACAAUCAACAAA
Messenger RNA from Leucoraja erinaceus (little skate), 2243 nucleotides. RefSeq names its product REX4 homolog, 3'-5' exonuclease (gene rexo4). Gene Ontology annotation, biological process: DNA catabolic process; rRNA processing. The transcript has 9 exons. Gene Ontology annotation, molecular function: nucleic acid binding; 3'-5' exonuclease activity. NCBI's taxonomy places the organism in Eukaryota, Metazoa, Chordata, Chondrichthyes, Rajiformes, Rajidae. Gene Ontology annotation, cellular component: nucleus. Bases 173 to 1405 code for a protein of 410 amino acids. The record is from RefSeq and is a predicted model, not a curated record.